This is a messenger RNA of Laetiporus sulphureus 93-53, 1467 nucleotides long. RefSeq lists its product as uncharacterized. Gene Ontology annotation, cellular component: nucleus; cytoplasm. The coding region runs from base 1 to 1467 and encodes 488 amino acids. The record is from RefSeq and is a predicted model, not a curated record. Gene Ontology annotation, molecular function: RNA methyltransferase activity; O-methyltransferase activity. Lineage: Eukaryota; Fungi; Basidiomycota; Agaricomycetes; Polyporales; Laetiporaceae. Gene Ontology annotation, biological process: piRNA processing; RNA methylation; siRNA processing. The transcript is spliced from 3 exons.
AUGUUUGUCGAGCAAGGACAUGACGAGUUGACUGUGACUUUCUAUCCCCCUCUGCACUUGCAAAGAAGAGCGUGGGUGCUCGACGUUCUCCGAAGGGAGAGAGUGCACAUGGUUCUGGACGUUGGCUGCGGUGAAGGCGAACUAAUCUCUUGUCUAUGCAAUCCUGCACCGUGGCUGCCACCGCCGUCUCUUACGGUUCCUGAUUCUCUUUCUACAUCUGGAAUCCCUGGCGAUAUCCUCUCGCUACCACUUACCGACAUAAACCUGCACCCAGCGAAGGUCGUGGGGCUUGAUAUCUCUGCAGCUGAUCUCAAAUAUGCUGUGGAAAGUACAGCACCAGAAUCAUCCUCUGGCGAGGACUGUUGGACGGGCACCUUGCGUUGGGAACCUCUCGAAGUCAAAAUCUGGGAAGGCGACCUGCAAUCGAUCAAUCCUGAAUUCGUCAAUGUGGAGUGCAUCGUCUCCACGGAGGUUAUCGAACAUUUGCCAGAGGGUGUGCUGCAGAACUUUGCCCCAAUCAUGCUCGGCGUGUAUCAUCCACGGCUUCUCCUGAUCACCUCGCCAUCUUAUACCUUCAAUGCACGCUUUACUCGUCCAAAUGCACCCAAGGAAGCACGAAACGGCUACCCCGAUCCCACAGGCAGAACAACGCGUAUAUUCCGCCACCACGAUCAUAAAUUCGAGUGGACAGUACAAGAGUUUACCGAAUGGUGCAAUCAGAUCGCCGAUGAGUGGGGAUACGAGGCACAAAUUGGCGGCGUUGGAAAGGCUCGUGAGAAUGAUGAAUGGGGCCGUGACGAUGAGCUAGGUUGGGCCAGUCAAGUGGCUGCAUUUCGGAGACGGGAAGGAGACGUCUAUGAAGAUAAGCGCAACAAGGCUGUCGAGAGGAUGUCCAACCCAGAAGCACGAACCGAGCUGAAACUGCUGGCGACGCAUCACCAUCACGCACAUGAGAAGGCUGGACAGCCAGCGUUGCUGGAUGAAAUCCGCCGUCUACUUGCUUCCGAGGUUAAGCAAAGCAUGCAUCCUAGCUUCAGGUUGGGAGAGCUAUGGUAUAAAGCAUCUAUCGCGAAAGCGUGCGGAGGCUGGCUGGAGGUCUUGCUUGCAGUGAUUCGGCAAGAACCGGCGCUACACCUACGUAGAAUGGAUUCCUCAACAGUUUUAGAUUGGCAGAUAGAGUUGGAAGACUGGUCGCCGCCCGGAGUCCCUUUCUGGGGGCAGGAAACUCAGUACGAAGGGCAAGAUGGAAGCAGUAUCUCAUCUGAUGAGCAGGGCGGUGAGGCUGCAGUUCCUGGCGAUGCGGCUGGAUUGGGAGAGGCACAGCCGUUUGGAAACGAUCCUUGGAACAACUUACUAAGUCAUGAAGCGGAAGUUGGGAACAAUGCAUGGGUGCUCGCAGAGGUGGACGAGCAAUGUGGCUGGCAAGACGUGGUUAGCAGCUGGGGUGGACAAGUGGUCCAAGGAUGA